Messenger RNA from Salvia hispanica, 1745 nucleotides. Its product is annotated as Major facilitator superfamily protein. Lineage: Eukaryota; Viridiplantae; Streptophyta; Magnoliopsida; Lamiales; Lamiaceae. The record is from RefSeq and is a predicted model, not a curated record. Gene Ontology annotation, molecular function: D-glucose transmembrane transporter activity. Gene Ontology annotation, cellular component: membrane. Gene Ontology annotation, biological process: D-glucose transmembrane transport.
AUAAACUACUACUCUUUUUUCCCAACAACCACAGUGUAUUAAAUCAACAACGUGGUUAGAUCACAGAGCGGUGCUUUAGUUUUGAUUGAUUUCGCGAGUUUCCCAACUCUGCUAUGGCUUCCGAUGUCGAGCGACCGAGAUUUUCCUCCAUUUCUAAGGACGGAACGUCUUCCGGUGAAAUUGGUACCGAGCAAGAGCCUCUAUUGAAGAAUGGAAGCAACGAAGUUGAGGAGUAUUCUGUGGUUUCUGCGAUUCUUCCGUUUCUGUUCCCCGCUUUUGGAGGACUGCUAUAUGGUUAUGAUAUUGGAGCUACAUCUUCUGCUACUAUUUCCAUUCAGUCAGCCACAUUUAGUGGGAUCUCAUGGUAUAACUUGUCUUCUCUGCAAGUUGGUCUAAUUACCAGUGGCUCACUUUAUGGUGCACUGAUAGGCUCAAUUUUGGCAUUUAAUGUUGCCGACUUCCUAGGAAGAAGAAAGGAAUUGAUUGUUUCUGCUGUUACAUACCUUGUUGGUGGUCUUCUUACAGCUUUGGCUCCUAGUUUUACUCUCAUGGUGAUUGGGCGUUUCAUUUAUGGGAUAGGAAUUGGACUGGCAAUGCAUGCUGCACCAAUGUACAUUGCUGAAACAGCUCCUAGUCAAAUACGAGGGCGGCUUAUCUCUCUUAAGGAAUUCUUCAUAGUUCUUGGAAUGCUAGUUGGGUAUAUUGCUGGUAGCCUUUUGGUUGACAUUGUCACUGGCUGGAGAUACAUGUAUGGAGUUAGUGUACCUCUAUCACUGAUGAUGGGAGUUGGAAUGUGGUGGCUUCCUGCAUCUCCUAGAUGGAUACUUCUACGAGUGGUACAGGGAAAAGGAGAUGCUCAGGUUUUAAGAAAAGUUGCCAUAGAUUGCUUAUGUCAAUUGCGAGGUGCAGCUAUAGGUGAAUCAGCUCCUCAGAAAGUGGAUGAGAUUUUGUCUGAGCUUUCUUACAUGCGUGAAGAGCAAGAAGCUACGCUAGCUGAGGUAUUCCAGGGUAAGUGCUUGAAAGCACUUAUCAUUGGUGGUGGGCUAGUCCUCUUUCAGCAGAUUACAGGACAACCAAGUGUGUUGUACUAUGCCGCAACAAUUUUUCAGAGUGCAGGAUUUCCUGAAGCAUCAGAUGCGACUAAGGUGUCUGUUCUACUUGGUUUAUUGAAGCUGAUUAUGACGGGGGUGGCCGUUUUGGUUGUUGAUAGGCUGGGUAGGAGACCUUUGCUACUUGGAGGUGUAUCUGGCAUUACUGUAUCUCUAGUUCUUCUAGGAUCUUAUUACUCUUUCCUGGGUAAUGUACCUGCUUUGGCAGUUGUUGCUUUGCUCGUAUACGUUGGCUGUUACCAGCUAUCAUUUGGUCCAAUUGGUUGGCUGAUGAUCUCCGAGAUUUUCCCGUUGCGUCAAAGGGGACGAGGAUUGAGUAUCGCUGUUCUCAUAAAUUUCGGUGCGAAUGCACUUGUGGCAUUGGCAUUUUCUCCACUGCAGGAAUUGCUUGGGGCAGGAGCUGUGUUUUUCAUCUUCGGAGGAAUAGCAAUCUUAGCUAUUAUUUCCAUCUUCUUUUACAUACCUGAAACAAAGGGGCUUACCUUGGAGGAAAUUGAAGCUAAACUCCUCUAGUUUCCACAUUUUCAUGGAUAGCUUCUGUUUUACUAUCAUGUAAAAGAUGCUAGACACUUCUUUCGAAUUUUAACCAUGUUUUUUACUCUAUAAAUUAAUAAAUUAAUGGACCCAAUAUCCAAA